Messenger RNA from Drosophila mojavensis, 954 nucleotides. RefSeq names its product tRNA (guanine(37)-N1)-methyltransferase. The transcript has 3 exons. The coding region runs from base 101 to 451 and encodes 116 amino acids. NCBI's taxonomy places the organism in Eukaryota, Metazoa, Arthropoda, Insecta, Diptera, Drosophilidae. The record is from RefSeq and is a predicted model, not a curated record.
AAUUGCAAAAGUAAAUGUGGAACGAGUUCAUCGUGGAGCGAACAUCCAGCUCAUUUAUUUUCGCUGGCUUUAUAAUAUCUGAGAAAUAGGCCACGUCGUCAUGGGUCGCAACAAGGCCAAUGCCAAGAAGGGAGCGGGAGCAGGCGGAAGUGCAGCUGCUGGCAAAGCAAAUGCCAAGCCUGCUUUGAAUAAAUCCAAGAAGGCCAAAAACGUCUUCAAGGUGGCCAACAACAAGGGCAAAAAGAAGCCCAAGGAAGUGAAGGGCAAGCUCAAGCAGCUCAAGGAGACUGUCAAGGCCAAGCAGGAGAAGGUGGACGAAACACUGAAGGUGCUCCACAAGGAUAUGGUCGUUAAGAAGCCCAAACCGGCUGCCACGCCCAUCAAAAACAAAAAGAAACCCGCAGGCAAUGCCAGCAAAGUCUCCGAUACGCUGGGCAAGCUAAAGUUCUAAAAUAGCAUUCAAGUCAAUCAAUGCGAUUUGUUAAUAAUAUUAGUUCAAAGGAUUAUACACAUAUAUCUAUGUACAUAUAUAUAUAUAUAUAUAUAUAUAUAAAUAUAUAUAAAACUGUUCGUUCAGACUGUUCAGCUGCAUGUUCUAUAAUUGAGUUCGAAUUUAUAUUGAGAAAACGUAUUGGAUAUUUUGUCCCAUAUGAAUCCUAGCAAGUCAAGUUAGCAUUGCAAUUUUUAUAGAAGCCGUUUUUAUAGCACCUAGAUAAGUUGCGAUUGUAUUUAAUCUACAAUUCUAGCUACUGUAAAAUGCUCUUGAAUUGAUAUGUAAGUCUCUCUAAUUGGACUCAUAAGAAGCUUAACUUAGUCUAUCCGUUUACUCUUCUUUUCUUAUUGAACUUACAGUCACUCUAACUGACUUCACUUAUUUCUACCUAUUAGAGAAUUAUUGUUUAGAAUAUUUUCGUUGGCAUCCAAUUUAGAUAAAUAAAAGAUUCAACUGAUAAA